Candoia aspera is the source of this 3377-nucleotide messenger RNA. RefSeq names its product collagen type VIII alpha 2 chain (gene COL8A2). Gene Ontology annotation, molecular function: extracellular matrix structural constituent conferring tensile strength; protein binding. The record is from RefSeq and is a predicted model, not a curated record. The transcript has a single exon. Gene Ontology annotation, biological process: extracellular matrix organization. The coding region runs from base 3 to 1925 and encodes 640 amino acids. NCBI's taxonomy places the organism in Eukaryota, Metazoa, Chordata, Lepidosauria, Squamata, Candoiidae.
AUAUGCCUCCACCACUGCUGCCUAUGGACCUCAAGGGGGAACCUGGACCACCGGGAAAGCCGGGCCCAAGAGGACCACCUGGCCCACCAGGCUACCCCGGGAAACCGGGCACCGGCAAACCAGGACUUCACGGACAACCGGGCCCUGCUGGCCCACCUGGCUUUUCUGGCAUUGGCAAACCGGGCCUUCCAGGGCUCCCAGGCAAGGCUGGGAUGAAGGGGAUGCCUGGGGUGGCAGGGGAGCCUGGCCCUCGAGGAGAUCAAGGCCCACGCGGCUGGCCAGGGCCGCCGGGUCUGCCUGGACCUGCUGGACUCUCUGUGAAUGGAAAACCAGGUGCAACCGGGAGCCCAGGGCUCCCCGGAUUCCGGGGAGAACCCGGGGCCAAAGGAGAACCUGGCCCCCGAGGCGAGCGUGGAGUGAAGGGUGAGAAUGGUGUGGGGAAGCCUGGACUGCUGGGCCCUCGGGGGAAUGGGGGCCUGCCUGGCCCAGCAGGGCCUCCGGGGCCUCCUGGCCUUGGGAAGCCAGGGCUGGAUGGGCUGCCCGGGGUGCCAGGAAGCAAAGGGGACUUAGGGCUUCCGGGUGAGCCAGGGCUGAGUGGGCAGCCUGGGCCUAUGGGCCCUCGUGGCCCACCGGGUGUGGGUGGCACCGGGGUGCCUGGCAUAGCUGGCAUGCCAGGUCUGCCAGGCCCUUUGGGACCCAAGGGAGAACCUGGUCUUCGUGGCCUUCCAGGGAUGCCGGGCCCUACAGGGUAUGGGAAACCGGGUCUCCCUGGCUUAAAGGGGGACCGUGGGCAGCCUGGAGUGCCAGGAAUCCUUGGAGACAAGGGGGAGCUGGGGAUGGAUGGAGAGCCAGGGGAGAUGGGCCCCCCUGGCCUGGCUGGGGGCCCCGGCCCUCCAGGCUCCAUGGGUUUGCCAGGCAAGCAUGGGCUCCCUGGCCUGAAAGGUGAAGUAGGGCCAAGUGGGCCUAUGGGACCCCCAGGCCUGCGGGGAGAUCAGGGGCCCAGUGGUUUUGGGGGGAAGCCAGGGAUUCCUGGGGAGAGAGGGCUCCCUGGCACCCAAGGGAUGCCUGGCUCAAUGGGUCCCAAGGGAGAAGCUGGCUUCAUGGGGCUUCCUGGGGCUCCGGGCCUUUCUGGGCCCCAGGGUUCAAAGGGAGAUGCGGGGAUCCCAGGCCAACCAGGCCUCCGAGGUCCUUCAGGAAUACCGGGUUUACAAGGCCCCUCUGGUCCCAUGGGGCCCCAAGGUUUGAAGGGCUUGAAGGGCGAACCUGGCCUCCCGGGGGCCCCAGGAAUUGGUAGAGUUGGGGAGCCAGGCAUUAUAGGUCCCUCUGGCCCUCCAGGGGUUCCUGGCAACCCUGGAAUUGUUGGGCUUCCGGGGCCUCCAGGGCCCCCAGGCCCCCCCGGGGCCCCAGGAGUUUUGGCUGCCACAGAGAUUGACAGCCACCACUUGCCAGAUGGAGGUGUCGAAGGAGCAGUGCUGGGGAACGGGAAGCCCGGGAAGCCCCAGUUUGGCCGGGGGGAGCUCUCUGCCCAGAUGUUGCCUGCUUUCACCGCCAUCUUGAGUUCACCCUUCCCAGCCUCAGGGAUGCCUGUAAAAUUCGACAGGACUUUGUACAACGGGCAGAAUGGCUAUAACCCAGUAACGGGCAUCUUCACUUGUCCCAUUUCGGGCGUCUAUUAUUUUGCCUAUCAUGUCCACGUUAAAGGAACCAACGUCUGGGUGGCCCUUUAUAAAAACAACGUACCUGCCACCUACACAUACGACGAAUACAAAAAAGGCUAUUUAGACCAAGCGUCGGGGAGCGCCGUGCUUGAACUCAAAGAAAACGACCAAGUUUGGAUCCAGAUGCCAUCAGACCAAGCCAAUGGUUUGUACUCCACAGAAUACAUCCAUUCUUCUUUUUCCGGAUUCCUUCUCUGUCCCACAUAACGGUCGUUGGGAAUACCUCCUUUUCUCCCCUUUUGUCAUAAACCUGUCUUUCUUGAAAAAUAAAAAACAGAAAAGUCACUGGGAAGGAUGGUGCAAGCAACAAUUGCUUUGACCCAGCCAAGAAGAGCAUCCGGGGGAGAGAACAGCAGUUGCUGGACCAUCUUUGGAUUUGGAAUUCAAUUUAUCCUUGUGACGGCAUGGCACGCCAAGCCCACCGAGGCUGCCCAUCGUGUCUCUGGGGAGGCGAAGGCGGCCCUUGAAAGUCAGAAGGGGUUGGGAAAGCUGCAGCAGCAAUAGCAUUUAACGUCGUGGGGUUCCUUUAUCACCUGAAGGCACCACCUUCCUUUGUUUAGCUCUUUUAAAAUGUGAUUUCAGUCAUGGCCUGAGGCAUAAUGAAGACCCAGAAGGGUGAAUUAUGAAAUUCUGGAAUGCUUUGCUUAAGCAUCUUUUACACAAAGCUCUAUGUAUCUUUAAAGCAUCCCAUUAGAUGUUUAUGGGAAAAGGGAUGGCAAGUGAGCUAUUAUUUCAAUGCCAUGCAGAGACUUCUAAAAUCAACUGGAAAAGCAGGACUCCUUAUGUUUAAGAGCCCCUGGGUAAAUCAGCUGGCCAUAUGUACAUCAGGUGCAAGACACUACCUGUACUGAACUCCGUAAAAUAUUUGAUAUCUUUUUUUUUUAAGUAAAACUCUUGGUUUCCCUUCAGUAAUUUCCACAAUGGUGCUAUUAUUAUUAUUAGCUCCUUUAAAAGACAUUUUGAGUAGUGCAAUAUCCUUUUGAAAAAGGCGCAAAGUGUAGUGUGCAAAUAUUUUCAUUAUUUAGGAAUAACUUCACUGUCUGGUGUAUGCAUGUGUAAUACACACACACACACACACACACACUUUAUCUCAAUAAUGCUUGAAAUAUCUCUUAACUGAGUUACAGUUCACAGCUUUUGGAAACAAUAGAAUAAACUUUGAUGAUGUGAAUUUAUCUUAGCUAAUUAGAAACAAUCAAAGCCUUGGUCUUGUACAAUGCUUUUUUAAAGUAGCAAUCUGUUCCCCUUAAAUGCUAAAAAGAGGGUUCUCUCAUCAAAAGAAAUAAUAGCACAUAAAAAUAUGCUAAGGAUUCCUUUCUGCAUAAAUUAUGAAGAAAAUAGAUGGAUUUAAUUAACUAUUCUUUUCCUGGGUCCAGAAAUGGCCAGAGCAGCCUGGUAUGUUUUCCAGAUUGACUGUAAACAUAAACAUUUCAACAACUCCAUAAUUGCAAUCAGCACUGAAUUUGUUGGCAAACAUUCUAGGGUUUCACUUGAGUGAGAAACGCCAUACCCUGAACGGUAAAAACAACAGGCAAGAAGGAUGCCGGGGAAUAAGAUAUUUAAGUCAUCUGCUAUUUUAAAUAUUCUACCCACUGGCUUUUUUUCUUUCCUAUCAUCCUCUUUUAAAACUGAAGCCGAUUUGUCUGAUUUAGGCACAAC